This is a messenger RNA of Asparagus officinalis (garden asparagus), 652 nucleotides long. Its product is annotated as protein MAIN-LIKE 2-like. The transcript is spliced from 2 exons. The coding region runs from base 10 to 462 and encodes 150 amino acids. Gene Ontology annotation, biological process: meristem development; meristem maintenance. Lineage: Eukaryota; Viridiplantae; Streptophyta; Magnoliopsida; Asparagales; Asparagaceae. The record is from RefSeq and is a predicted model, not a curated record.
UUGUACACCAUGGAUCCUGGGCCGGUUAGUGAUGAGGUCUUAUAUGACCAGGCUCAGCAUCGUUCACAUAUUAUAUCCUGUACAGAGAGAGGUCCGAGUAUCGUUAUGGUUGAUCAUAACCUCAGCCAUAGCCGUUGGCGGUUAGAGGAUGAGCGUAUCAUAACAGCUGUGGGACGGGCCGGCUUCUUGACUUGUUCAAAGAUUCGUUGGAUAAAGCUCGAUUGGCCCCUACUGAUCGCGUUGAUGGAUAGAUGGAGACCUGAGACCAAUACUUUCCACUUUCGGAUGGGCGAGGCUACCAUUACUCUACAAGAUGUAGCCGUGAUACUCGGUCUCCGUAUAGAUGGUCCGUGCAUUACCGGCACUGAUAGUGAUGUAUGGCCUCGAAGAUGUGAGGAGUUGUUAGGUGUAGCUCCAGAGACUAUGCCUCGAGGAACUAUUAAGUUGAAGUGGUUGAGAUAGACCUUAUCAGUACCGUUGUCUGUUGAUGCCCCACAAAUUUUGGUUGACCAACAUGCACGUGCAUACAUUAUGCACAUGAUUGGUACUAUAUUAUUUCCAUAUUCAAGUAAAGAUAAAGUGCAUGCGAGGUAUGUGUAUUUAUAAUAUGAAUUUGUUUUUCAUUGAAUUAGCUUAUUUUAAUAAAUUGGAA